Folsomia candida is the source of this 2076-nucleotide messenger RNA. RefSeq names its product myosin light chain kinase family member 4. The transcript is spliced from 8 exons. NCBI's taxonomy places the organism in Eukaryota, Metazoa, Arthropoda, Collembola, Entomobryomorpha, Isotomidae. The record is from RefSeq and is a predicted model, not a curated record. Gene Ontology annotation, cellular component: nucleus. Gene Ontology annotation, molecular function: protein serine/threonine kinase activity; ATP binding. Gene Ontology annotation, biological process: positive regulation of apoptotic process; protein phosphorylation; intracellular signal transduction. Bases 380 to 1867 code for a protein of 495 amino acids.
AUCUCAGAAGAAAAAUUUACAAUUGUAAACGAAAUCAUUUCUGUCUGCGCAAUUAGAAAGUUACAGACAUACAAAUCAUUAAGAUCAUGCAAAAUUGGUGUACAUGCUAAGUAAAAACAGAUAGAGCAUAUUUUGUCAAUGUGCGAAUUAUACGGAGCUCCGUGCUAAAAACUCGUCUCAGCACCAAAACUACAUCGACAUUCAUUCAUUUCGUAAUAAUAAUCUUGAGUCAGUCCGAGAAGCAAAGUUGGAGUGAAAGUGAGUGCAUUUGGCAUGUGAGCAAAACCCUGGGUUUAGGAUUCAUUCAUUCAUUCAUAAUCUGCAAGACGCAGUGUUCACCCACCGUAAUUGAUAAAAGACAUCACUUAACCUUAUCGACAUGAUUAUCGUGGACGAGUCGGAACCCAUCGGAGAACUCGCCCCAACAUUUGCCUACCGAGACGUCGCCCUCCGUCGCGACACGCCGAUACGGGACGCGUACGAACUCCUCAAUGAAAUUGGCAGGGGGAAGUUUGGUCGCGUGUACAGGUGCAAAGACCGCGGGACGGGGUUGCUCUUGGCCGCAAAAGUGGUCUGUGUCCCCCGUCGGGCGCGGGAGGAGCGUCAAAAUGUGGAGCGAGAGAUGGAAAUCAUGCGACGCCUUCAUCAUCCCAGAAUCAUCCAACUCUUCGAUGCCAUUGAGGACGUGGAGAAUUUAGAAAUGUGUCUCAUCCUUGAAAUGGUUGAAGGUGGCGAACUGUUUGAUCGGGUCAUUCAAGACGAGUUUGUCCUCACGGAGAAAUCCUGUUCCAUUUUUGUUCGACAGAUUUGUGAGGGGGUCGAGUACAUACAUUCCAAAAAUAUUGUACAUCUCGACAUGAAGCCGGAAAAUGUCAUGUGCGUAUCAAAAUCUGGAAACCGCAUAAAAAUCAUAGACUUUGGUCUGGCAAGAUUUUACGACUCGUCUAAAAAGCUGCAGGUUCUCUUUGGCACCCCGGAGUUUGUGGCACCGGAAGUAGUCAAUUUUGAAGAGAUAAGCUACACGACGGACAUGUGGUCUGUCGGCGUCAUUACGUACGUCCUCCUCUCCGGCCUCUCACCCUUCAUGGGAGAAACAGAUGUCGAAACAAUGGCCAACGUUACCAUUGCAAAGUAUGACUUUGACGAUGCUUGUUUCGACGAUGUAUCCGAUUACGGGAGAGAUUUCAUUGAGAAAUUGCUGAGGAAGAGUAAGAGCGAGCGAAUGUCAGCCACCGACUGCCUGAAGCACUCGUGGCUUCAAGCAUGCACCCACCAAAAGACGACCAAUUCAGCGGAGAGUGACGGAUCUGAGUGUGAACUGGAACUAAUCGUGGACGACCUUGACCUCCCCGACCUGCAAAAGGAGGACGAACUAUCAAGCUGUUCUGGAACACCGGACAGCAUCCUGCUCUCGACCUCAACCAACCGCGAGCCUUCUCCGCGACCCUCGGCAGCCUACCUGUCCACCAAACGCGCCAGUCUCGACAUGUCCAAGGACAACUUGAAAGAGUUUGUCACCCGGUAUUCGGACAACCCCUACGUUUUCGACAGUCCGCGAGGAAUCAUCAGUCACGUGAAUGGAGGCGACAGGGCCACCACGCCAAAAAGAUUUCACACCUUGAAAACGCCCGAGAGGAGCAACUCGUCGUCUCGAUCUCUACUUAAACAAACGUCGCCUCCGCCACUCGCGGAAGGGAAAACUGACGGAAUCAACUUGGUAAAUCAAAUCAGACGUUUCUCCAAACAACUUCAUGAAGAGUUGGAAAUCAUGAAGAAACAAUGUCAUCAAGACUGCACGGUGAAUGGUAACAACAAUAAUGCUCUGCGCAAGUGCUCCUGGGGAGAUGUUUCGGUUAAUGCCCACUGAACUGUAUUAUGAAUAAAUUGUAGUCUUAGGUUAUGGUAUAUUUAUUUAUUUCGAUAAGAACACAUAUCUGAAUGAAUUGUCACAAGGUAUUACAUCAAUGAGACAUUAUACAUAAGUAUCGAUUUAUUACUAUAUUGUUAUUAUUAUACGUAUGAUAAUUACUGUACAACUUGAACAAUUAAAUUAUAAAAUAUAUAUAUAAUUUGAGA